Messenger RNA from Hydra vulgaris (swiftwater hydra), 1850 nucleotides. The record is from RefSeq and is a predicted model, not a curated record. Lineage: Eukaryota; Metazoa; Cnidaria; Hydrozoa; Anthoathecata; Hydridae.
AUGAAAAAAUUUUAAGUACCAUGGAGUGUUAUCUGCUGCGUUGACCCUUAUUUUAUUAGUAGAAUUUUUUUUUUUUUUAAUUUUGACCACUUUUAGGGGUUGCUCAAAUGCCUCAAAAGUCAUAUUUUAGGCUUUUUUACCCUUUUUUAAGCCCAUUUUUCGCACGUUUGAGCAAGUACUAAAACUCAAAAAAAUUGAAUUUUUUUUUUUUCUAGAGUUUUUUCUAAGUUAGAAUAAAAAAAUUAAAAUGCAUGGUAAUUUUAUUUUAUUGAAAUAAUUUGUGUAAAUUUAUCUACAAAAACGCAAAGUUAUGCAAUUGUUGCGCUUCGCGUUAAUUUAAAAAUGUUGCGUAUUUGCUUAAACAUGUUGUGCAAAUUACUUAACAAAAACGAUAUUUAAUUUUGAUUUAAAAACGCGGGAAAUAAAUAUAGAUUACUCUUAUGAUAUACUUACUCCAUAUACUAAAUAAAGCUAUUUACUACCGAUUUAAUCAUGUCAGGGAAAAGUAAGAAAAAAGUUGACACACAUUUUUUGGUAAGGGAAUCCAGGUCAUCCUUACCAAAAGACAAGUUUGCUACAAAGCAAGAGGUUUUGCAAUACUUCUUGCAUUUGAAGGAGAAGUACCCAAAACAAAAAGAAAGUAGAAUUAUCCACUGUCCAUUGACAAAAAACUUUGAAAUCAGCUGCCAUAAUGAAAAACAUAUUUGCUGCACUCUUUUAAAGUUAAUUACACCUUGGUUGAAGGGUGGAUUUCAGAUUUUACAAUUACAGACAAUUAGUAUAAAGAUAGAGAAGCUGAUCCAAACCUGGAAACUGUUAAAAAAAAACAAAGCAAGACAAAAUUUAUCAGAGAUUUAAAAAAGGAUGAGGUUUUUAACUCAGAUGAAAAGUAUCUUUUGGAUUGCACCUGAGCUUGAUACUCUGGUUGCAAUCAUUAAAGCUGAUAGGAAACGAAAAGAUCAAGACAAGACUGAAGAUAUUGCAUUUUUAUUAGACCAAUUAGGAGAUAGAAAAACUAGAAUAGGUGGAAUCGGUACAAGGUACCUUUACUCUGUAAACAGGAGUUUAUCCAAAAUUAAAAGGAAAUCAAAUUUGCAUGAAACCAUGUCAGAGAGUGAAUUCAGCUCAAAUGGAUCGGAGAAAGAUGAAGGUAAUGAUGAUUUUUCAUACCCAGAUCCAGAGUUAAAGAAAAAAGUCAAAAAAACUAAUACUGUUAUGCUUCCAAAAGAUAUUCUCAAGAGAACUGCUGAUACUGCUGUUGGGGAAGGAAUAAGUCAUAGGCAGCAUGCUUCCAUGAUUAAUUGUAUAAUCGCGAAAUCGGGUGGAAAUGUAGCUGAAUUUAAAUCUUCAACCUCUACAGCAUUACGCGCUGCAGAUAAGGUCAUUCAUGAUGAAUCAAAGAGGAUCAAGGAUGAUUUAAGAAGUUUAAGAAAAAUCAAUAAGAACAUUUUAGUUCAACUCCAUUUUGAUGGAAAAGUAUGUCAUGAAUAUACUGAUGGGAAAAAAUUGGAACAAGAUCGAUUAGCAAUAUUAAUAAACGCUAACAAGGAAACGCACUUGUUGGGAAUUCCACCCAUUUCUUCUGGAACUGGCAAAAAUCAAAAAAUGCAAUCAGAGAUAUCUUAAAUAGCUUUAACCUUACAGACAAUAUACAAGCUGUAACAUUUGAUACUAGCAGAAUCAACGCUGGAAAAAAAAAUGGAGCUGUAUCUUUACUGGUAAAUGAAGUCUUUCAACGACCAGUUCUAUCUAUUGCAUGCCGACAUCAUGUCAAUGAGCUACACAUAACACAUUUCUAGAAAAAUUAUCAAAGUAGCAUUACUUCUGGACCAGAUAAUCUGCUUUUUAAA